UGUUCAAGAAGGCAGAAGCCAUAGUGAAGAAAUGAGAGGAGGAAGAAAGGAGGAAGCUGGAGGAAGCGAAGAGAGAAGAACAAGAAGCAGUUGUGCGCAGCAUCAAGGAAAAGUAUGAUGGCGUGUUGCAGGAUCAGGACAUCAAGAUGCAGGGUCUGCAGAAUCACCUGCAGGUGUUGCAGGAGGCGGGCAAAGAGGAACAAAAGGAGCAUCAGCAGGCAGUGGAUCAUCUGAAACAAAAACUUGACAGAACUGAAGCUGAGAGAAAGCAAAUUGAGGUUGAUAGAAGGAAGUGGGAGGAAGAGAGGGGGAAGGAGAUGGAGAAGAAAGAGGAGGACAUGAACAAGGCAAUGAUUAUGAUGAUGGACAAGAUGGAGGAAGAUAGAAAGAAGAGAGAAAUUGAAAUGGAGAAAAAGAUGAAUCUACUUGAAAAUGAAAGGAAGAAGCGGGAGGAAGAUGCAAGGCUGAGGAAAGCUGAGAGGGAAAAAGAAAGAGAGAAACAGAGGCUGGAACUUAAGCAGCUUGAGAAAGAGAAACAAAAGGAGCUUACAAAUAUGAGAGAAGAACAGAAAAAGCAAAAGGAUAUUUUUCAACGAAAACUUGAUGAACAGGCAAGGAAAAAUGCAAGAAAACGGUCUGAAGGUGGAAGAUCCUGUUCCAUCAUGUGAACAUGUCAUUCUGAUCUGCAUCAGUGGACGCUCCUCUUGCUGGUAUCCAACGCAAGUCCCACACAGUAUACAUAAGACUAAUAAACUCAACUACUUUUGUUACCUUUCAUUUUUAACUCUUUAUUCCCGUUUUAUAAGUUUGCGUUUAAACCCAUUUUUGCCAUAUGCAGGUCAGGUUAUGGAAUACUGAAUAAAUGUAAACCUUGCAAGGGAUGCCAUGCCAUUUGAUUGGCUGAACAAGCAAUUUUCGAAGGUAGUACACGCCCACUAGCUGAUUACCGCUUCCUGAUAGGAUCUGAUAAUAAAGUGUUGCAUUAUU
Molecule: messenger RNA, 987 nt
Organism: Haliotis rufescens (red abalone)
Lineage: Eukaryota; Metazoa; Mollusca; Gastropoda; Lepetellida; Haliotidae
Product: vicilin-like seed storage protein At2g18540
Exons: 1
Coding region: 147-668 (173 amino acids)
Source: RefSeq, a predicted model, not a curated record